Molecule: messenger RNA, 4160 nt
Organism: Hemibagrus wyckioides
Lineage: Eukaryota; Metazoa; Chordata; Actinopteri; Siluriformes; Bagridae
Product: chromosomal protein D1
Exons: 2
Coding region: 204-1493 (429 amino acids)
Molecular function (GO): DNA binding
Source: RefSeq, a predicted model, not a curated record
AAACAAAAAGGACACGGAAAGACGUUAGAUUUCAAAUAAUCGCAUCCGCCAGCCUCCUUCUGUCUGCUGCUGUUUGCAUCGAAAUUAUUGUUGUGUGCAUGCGAAAGAAACUCUCCUGUCCUGGCUUAAAGGAAAUUAGCAGUCGGAGAAGGCAAGCCUGGGUGAAGGUCCCAGACCCUCAGUAAGGCUUAAAUAAUAUUGUGAUGGAGGUUGAACACAAGGAUGACUCUAGCAACACUCUGGCCAAUGGAAGUGCCAAUUCAGGCAAACGUGGCAGGGGCAGACCACGAGGGUCAGUGAAGAAAAAAGUCAUCUCCAUGAAAGAGGUACCUCAUAACGCUAGGGCAUCCAAAAGAGUGGAUUUCUUUUCACCCGAGACGGUCAUAAGGCCGAAAGUCAAGAAACGCGGCCGUCCGAAAAAGAUAAGGAUCCCAGGAAGACCGCGAAAGAUUCCCCUCACGCCAGAGGAAGAAGCAGAGAGAAUUUUAAGGUUGAGCAAGAAACGGAAACUCUCGAAGCCUCUCGGGAGACCCCGCAUCCAUCCCCUUGUAGACAGGCCGAAGGAGAAAAGGGGGCGAGGCAGACCGCGCAAAUAUGAAUCCAUGGCCUCACAAAACGGCAGAGUUGACGGGAACCUGAAGAGCCUAAAGAUCACUGAAGCUGGCGGAGACACCCCUCGAGGGAGAGGAAGGCCAAGAGGAUCGUUUAAGAAGAAAAGGGGUCGGCCGGCAGGUCCGUCUCUGGUAAAAAGGCCGACAGAAGGAACUCCGGGGAAAAGGGGGCGACCGCCAGGCUCUGGUACCAAGCUACAGGUCAGGCAGGAUGCGAACGGAACUCCUCGAAAGAGAGGCAGACCCCCAGGCUCUGGGAGAAAGCUGAAGGUUAUUUCAGGCGAAGUAAACGGAACUCCUAAAAAGAGAGGGCGGCCUCCGGGAUCCGGGACCAAGGUUAAGGUCGUGAAGCAGGUGACUGAUGGAAUUCCCAGAAAGAGGGGGCGUCCUCCAGGUUCCGGGACCAAAGUCAAAGAUCUGCUUUGGGAGAAGAACGGAAGCCCUCGAAAGAGAGGCCGACCACUGGGAUCAGGGAAAAUCAAGACGGUUACAGAAGAGGCUGAACACAUUCUCACUAACAGCGUCCACUCUGUCGAUGCCCAGCCUCGUAAGAGGGGUCGUCCCAAAAAGACCGAAGCCUUUCCAGACCUUCAAGCAGAAGAAGUAAAGAGCAAGGAAAACGACGAACCCUCACCCAAACGGCCGCGUAGCUCGUUUGCCUCAAGCAAGAGUUCCAGUAAACCAGACGCUGACGACCAAAAGGCCAGUGAGAACGACGGCUGCCAUGUGGCUGCAGUAGAAAACCCUGUUCUGUCUGCUGGAGGUGCUGCAAAACCAGACAAUAUAGAGCAGGGUGCUGAGGAUGAGCUAAAUGAUGCUUCGGUCGACAGCAGAAAGGUUUCAUCCUCGAGGGUAGCAGGUAAAUCCCAAAAAAAGAAGUAAAUCAUUGGGAAGAAUAGAGCACAAAUAUUUUUGAAUGGGUUUUUACCAGAUUUCAUACAAAUAGUUUGACUUGUCCCGAAGGUUAACAAUGCAGAUUUUUUUUUUCUUUUCAUUAUUUGUUCAUGUUGCUCAGCUCUUGUGCUUUUGCAUGUCUUUGAAAGAAAUGUUUAUUUUGAUACUCUGUGGUACCCCACCUUCAGAUAAAUCCUCAUCGAAACAGACAUUUAAGAAGAAGAAAAAAAACGCAGAUGUUCAAUUGCAAAUUUUUAGCCGGGUAAUCAUCUGCAUGACCAGAGCUGACCAAACAGAUCUUAGUACACUGAGCAUUUUUAUUAUUUAUACAAAUUUAUUCGGUGAGGAAAAUAAGCUAUUCCAGGACCAUUUGGUAAGCCCGCUAAAUUUUCAUACGGCGAGAUCGAACGGAACGUCGGCUACGUGUUCCUCUAGUCUGUAUCGGUGGAGGCUGAAAUUACACUCGUGCUUGGAAAAAGCCGGAAAUUUCCACCAGGAUUUAUGCUAGAUGUUGAAGAACGAUCAUUAGAGGAGAGAGUUCUGGUCCAGGAUCUAUGGAGUGUUUUUGUUUUCUUUGUUUCUUUUAAAUCUGUAUUUUAUUAGAAGCAUUUGUCAAAAAAAAUGGCAUGCGGUUUGACCGGAAAAAAAACAAACAAACCUGUUUUAGCUAAGACAUCACUGCAUCCUGAGCCUGUGCCGUCGUCCAUCCAGUCCACUCAACAGCUCCUGAACGUGCCGCGUGAAACCACGGGUCCUUCAAGAUAUAUAUAUAUUUAUAUUUAAAGCAGAAAUGUUCAAUUGAAAUUUGUUUGACGCCAUAAAAUGCAUAAAUUUGUGAAAAAAAAACAAAGUAAAUAAUAAUAAAUGAUCGGCAAUAUAUUAUGCAUAUACAAUUCGGAAAAGAAAUCAAGACCCCAGAGCCGUCUUCAGACCUCACGCUCAUCUUCACGCCAGCUGUAGACCGAAGAACAUGAAGCAGGCAGCCGAUUUUAUCCUUUUCUGAAAGCGUGUUCUCAUCGUGAUCAGAUAAAAGUAAGUUCUAAAUACGUUCAGCUUGGUGACACAGACGAUUGAUAUGAAUUAGAGAUGUUUUAAUAGCGGGUUUAGUACUUUGGGAACGUAGCGCAGCUCCAAGCUCCACUGUAGAUGUAUAUUUUUCCAGUCUCGAUGCUGCCACAGCCUACACACAUUUCCGUAAAGCCGUGUGUGUGUGCUGUGAUCUGUAUCAUCAUUAUCGAAUAUUUCCAAAGCAAAGAGUCAUGCUUGGGGUAACGAUUACCCAUCGGCUCUGUCAAAGCUAAAACGGAGUUUCUCGAACUCGCCACGUCUCCUGACGUGCAUUCAAAAUAUGGUGCGUGUUUUUGUUUAUUUUAUUUUACCGAUCGCUUAAUUUUUACUCAUUUAUGACUGUAAAUCAUUCAUUUUUUAAAACGAAUUUCUGUUCAGAAAUUAUUCCUGUUAGAAAGCAGGAGUCGAAUGUCCAUGUGAUGUUUUAUUUCAUGAUUGUGAAUUUUUUUUUUUUUUUUUUUCUUUAAACAUUUCUGCUUAAUUUUCAGGGUAUAAACUUAAACGGACAUUUACACCACAGAAGCUGUAGUUAUUAGAAACUCAGAGUUGAAUUUUUUUAUUUUUUUUUUAACCAUUUGAACAGAAAUAUUUAUAUGUAAAUCUCGGUCUUUAUGUUGCUGAUAUUCCGGUUCUGUUUUGUCAAAUUGUUUUGUUUGGCAUUUCUGCCCAAAUUUUAUGUGAAUACUACCACCCCACCCCCAGAAAAAAGGCAACGGAUUGUUCCGAUUAUCUCACGGUUCCGUGAUUAUGUACUGCAUUAAAAAUUCCUACAUCUGUUUUCUAAAGGAAAAAAAAAAGUUUUUAUUGCGAUGUUUUUCUUGAUUGAUGUAUUAUAAAAAAAAAAAAAAAAAGGUAAACUGUUCCUGUGAUGUUUGUGAUAUUUCUGUUCAUGUGUUCAGACUUUCUUUAAAAGCUCUGGACAGAAGAUUGAAAAACGCCCUGAACACCCCUUGUGUCCACCCCAUGUUUUAAUUUUUUUGUUCAUUUUUAAAUCAUUUUUAAGCCCUGAUUGUGGUUGUAAAGUUACUAAAGCAACAAAUGUCAAGUGUUAUGUCGUCAUUGCCGGAGUUCUUUCUUCACACUUUAGAGGUUUAAAUGGUUAAACAUCUGAAACGGAGAACGUGGUACCUUUUUAUAUGAUUUUAGGAGAAGUGUAAAACGUGUCCGAGGGCAACAUCGGGGCUGAAAUCUUAAGUGUUCUACAUAAACUUGUGGGAUAUCCUCCAUGUGGUGUUUUUCCAGUCUGCAGCUUGCGCCUUUGUGGACUUUGCUGUUGUUACUUUAGUUGAAGUAGAUGGGUAAUAAACGCCUUGUUCUUUGACAGUAGAUGUGUACAUCCCCCCCGGUAGAACGUGUAUAUAAAGCAACUUUUUUCCCCACCCUGCCUAAAACGACUGAUCCUAACCAUUUUGCGUAGAAUUAGAUGUAUUAGCUUUACAGCAAGUGCAUAGGCUUGUUUUCUACUAUAGUAACUUCUUUGAUGUUUGAUUUCUACAUUAAUCUGUACUCUUUAACAACUAGAUGCUGUUUAAUGUGAGCACUUGUAUUUGAUAUUUUUUCUUUAAUAAAAUGCUUUCUUCAACCAUA